UUGCUUUUGCUCACAAACCCAGAGAAGCAACAGGGGAUGUCUGCGGAGGAGAUACCCGACGAGCUAUGGAGGAAGGUACUAGAGAUUGGCGUAAAGUCAUCGACUUUCUCCUACAAAGAUCUCUGCUGCAUCUCCAUCUCCUCCCGCCGUCUCUGCCGUUUGUCCUCCGAGGAUUCUCUCUGGCGCUUUCUGCUCGUCAUUGAUUUCCCCACCCACAUCCACUCUUCUACUUCUUCUUCUCAGUCUCCCACCAAGUUUAUAUACAGGACAAGGUUUGAGAAGGAGAAGGAGAGGAGAUUAGCUGCGCAUAGAAGAGCUCUGCUGAGAAAGGAGAGUGAGAUUUCAGAAUGGGGUCGGAGGAUUCGUGAAUUGGAGACUCGGUUAUCAGAGGAGGCAGAGAGGUUGCAAGCUGCUUCUGUGGAGUUUUCAAAUGUGCAGAGAGUCAGGCAAGCAUCAGUAGCUUUGAACGUGUGGCAGCCAGAGGUUGUUCGCGGCAGACAGAAACAAAUGGUUGAGCAAAGCGCUGUUCCCGUCGAGGGACGGUUGCGUGCGCUUGAGAUGGAGAUUAAGUUAUGUAAACAGCAAAUCACCGGUGUGAAUAGGGCACGUAGGGAGGUGAAACAACGAUUUGACAUGGCUAGGAAAGAGCUAGAGUCCAUGAAGUAUCAUCCUUUACGAGAUUUUAAGUUAAGACGUAGCGGAGACCAAGCUAGUAAUGCUAAGAGGAAGAAGUUGAAAACGAGCAUUAACUCAGUUCCGGCUAAAAACCCAGCAAGACCCAGUAACAAGAAGAAGCUGUUACAUUCAGAAUCAGAAUGAUGGUUGGUUGAACCAUUCAGCAUGACCCAGGAACAAAAAUAUGAUGCUACACUCAGAAUCAGAAUGACGCUCGGGUUGAACCAUUCCACAGAGAGACAGAUAGAGAACGAUGUGAGUUGUUGUUGUAUUGUUAUCAUUUGUUGUUUUCUUUUCCUAUUAGAAUUUUUUGGAAGAACAUUGGAACCUUGUCACAGAAGUGAAUGUUGUGGUCGAGUCUGUAACUUCGGUUGAUCUGUAUACUACAAUAUCAUGAAUAAAAUUUAUUUGUUGAAAUA
Messenger RNA from Raphanus sativus (radish), 1094 nucleotides. Its product is annotated as F-box protein SKIP24. The record is from RefSeq and is a predicted model, not a curated record. NCBI's taxonomy places the organism in Eukaryota, Viridiplantae, Streptophyta, Magnoliopsida, Brassicales, Brassicaceae. The transcript has 5 exons. Gene Ontology annotation, molecular function: protein binding. Bases 37 to 819 code for a protein of 260 amino acids.